AUGUCCCGAAGACAUCCCUUACGAGAUGUCCGAAACCGUCCGAAAGAAGAUGUCUUCAGGAUAUCCUAUAAAGACAUGGGGACAAGUCCUCCAGUUAGGGACAUCCCUGGGAUAUCCCUGUGCUGUAUAACUAGCCCUGCGGAGUCACAUCAUAAGAAGAAACAAGAGCAUCAUGGCCACGCUCGCUACAUCCUGGUAUAUCCUGAGCCAAGAGCCCGGUACCGGAAUUGCAUUGGGAGCAAGAUGAAGGCAGCCUGGCGGGGCCCCUUUGGCAGCAAUCAACCUGCAUUUGGUCAGAGUGGUAGUACCUUCGCUAACAAACCAACUGGUUUUGCCAGCCCUUUUGGGUCUGCAACUGGAACUUCCAUAUUUGGUGGAGGAUCUUCCACGCAGCCUCCAGGAGGACUGUUUGGCAGCAAUGCAACUGCGCCAGCAUUUGGUCAAACCACUACUUCUACUGGGACUGGAUUUGGAGGAACUUCAUUAUUUGGAACCCAAAAUAAGCCAGCAUUUGGGAGUACCUUUGGAACAUCAGCUCCAUCUGGAGGAAUCUUUGGCCAACCCCAGCAACAGCCAUCUUUGUUUGGUCAAAAUAUGCAGUCUGCAAGCCUUUUUGGGGCCAGUACAGCCUUUGGAGGUGCUGCUGGCCUGACUGGAACCACAAUUAAGUUUAACCCCCCCACUGGAACUGAUACAAUGAUGAAAAAUGGUGUUUCAACCCAAAUUAGCACUCGUCACCAAUGCAUUACAUGUAUGAAGGAGUAUGAGAACAAAUCUCUGGAGGAGCUGCGAGGAGAGGAUUAUAGUGCUGGUAGGAAAGGGAGUACAAGUGCUCCAUCUCUUGGAUUUUCUGGGACAACUUCUCUCUUUGGUUCAUCAACACCAGCAGGAAUGUUUGGCCAACAACAACAACAAGCAAAGCCAGCCUUUGGACCCACUGGUGCUUUUGGGACAGCCACAACAGCCCCCAGCUUGUUUGGACAACAACAACCACAACAGCAAACUACAAGCUUCUUUGGACAGUCAACACCAGCCUUUGGGCCAUCAACUACCUCCACUGGCUUCACCUUUGGAAAUCAGAAUACAACAAGCUUGUUUGGACAGAGCAAGUUUGGAGCUACAACUCAACCAUCAUUGUUUGGUGGGACAUCACAGCCAAGUGUAUUUGGAGGUACUGGCUCUACAUUUGGGACCCAGCAACAACAGCAACCAAUAAACCUGGAAGAGAAGAAGAAUCAUGAAAACAGGUCCUUGUUUGGAUUUGGAACCUCUGGAAAUACUGGAGGGACCUGGUUUGGAAAUACUGCCAAUAAGACAACUGCAUUUGGAACAGGAUCAACUUUUGGCACUGGGACUUUUGGAAGUGGGACCAGUGGAGGUUUCUUUGGUUCUCCAGGGACAGGUUUCCCUACUGGCUCCACUGCUGCACCAUUUGGGAGUACAACUGGGCAACUGCAAGGGAAUAGUCAGUCAAAAGAACUUCUCCAGCAACAGAUUCUUUCUUUGGCUGUCAACCCCUUUGGUGACAGUCCUCUCUUCAGGAACAUUCUCAAGGACACAGGCAAGAGAGAUGAGUUGUUAAAACCAACCAAUCCUGCAGCUCAGCAGGCAUUCACAGGGAGUCCUUCUUACAAGAUUGGCACACAAUCUUCACCUGUUGUGCGGCCAAAGCCCAUGACCCACUCUGUGAAUGGAAAGGUAUCCCUCUUUGAUGACAUUGAAGAUGAACGGGCAAAUUUUGGCCAGGCUAUGUUUGUUCCACGACAAAAUAUAAAGAAGUUGGUAAUCAAGCCACAGCCAUCCCAGUCAAGUUCUACUUCUUCAACAAGGGAAAAAUUCCCUGUUGCGGCAUCUCCUUCACGUUCUCAGAAACUUCUCACUGUCCCCAUUUCUGACUCUUCUGAUAUGCUAUCACCAGACAACUCCAUCUGUGUCCCAACUGUGGAUUCAACACUAGACACUCCAGCAACAGUAGUCAGUCGAAGGUCAAGUGGAGGAGAUGAAGUAUUGGAGAAUACAGUGUCAGAGUACAAUGCUCGCAGACCAGACCUGCAGAGGACAGAAGCAGACAUUACUUUAGAUGAAUCCCAGCAGUCAGUCAAUGAGCUUCAAGAAGAUGAUGAGAAUAUUCAACCCCAUCCAGCUGGUAUCACCUUAAGAAGACCAGGCUAUUAUACCAUUCCAAGUCUUGAAGAGCUUGCUUCCUCAGUUGAUUCUACUGGAAAGUGCAUUGUCAGUGGUUUCACGAUUGGUCGUGAAGGAUUUGGUUCCAUAACCUUUGAUGCCACUUUUGAUGUUGCCAACCUCAACCUUGAUGAGAUUGUUCAUAUUCGGAGAAAGCAAGUCAUUGUAUAUCCAUAUGAGGAGAAGAAAGCUCCAAUUGGAGAAGGCCUUAAUCGAAAAGCAGAGAUCACUCUGGACAAGGUGUGGCCAGCAGACAAGACCACACGUGAGCCAAUUGCAUCACCAGAGCGACUCCAGGUCUUGCAUUAUGCUGAGAAAGUUGAAGCAGCUACUCACAGAUUGGGAGCUCGAUUUAUUGACUAUCGACCAGAGACAGGCUCUUGGGUUUUUGAAGUUCAGCAUUUUUCCAAGUAUGGAUUGGAGGAAGAAGAUGAGGAAGUGGAAGAACCAAUUCAGCAGCCGCGAAGAGAACAAAUGGGUGCCACUGGCAUACAACAUACUCCUCCCCCUCCUCCUCCUCCAAACUCUCAAAUGCAGACAAAGAUACCACCUUUGAAAAUACCUAAGUCAACACAACAGGCUAAUGGUCAUGUACAUGUGAUGAAUGGACACAGGGACAUGGCACCUCUUUCCUUUGUGGAGAAAGGUGCUAAUGUGCUACAAGACUCUGAAGAAGAUGAAAUUAUGGAUGAUCCUGAUUGCCUUCAAGAUACAGCAACAGCCAUACUGUCACCACCUUCACACAAGUUUGCUGCUCGUAUUGGAGCAAUUCCAGAUCGUGUCCAAGCCAUGAAGGCAAGUUUCUUCUGUCAUGAGGGUGAGGAAGAUGAUCUUCAAAUCAGAGGAUUUUCACCUCUGGGGCAUCCUGGUAUGGGAAAGCCUUUUGCCAGAGAUUUACUAACACUACCUACCAGAAGACUGAAGAAGCCUUCUUCUGUCUCUUCUUCUCAUGAUGAUGAGAGGAGCACAUCAUUUGGGAGUGACAUUGAGGAAGAUGAAGAAGACAGUGAAGAUAAACAUUUAUUCUCCUUCAAUCCUCCUCAGAUUCAGAUUGAAGAAGAGAAGAAAAGUGGCAGUGAUGAAGAGGAAGAAGGGGACUCAAAAUUUAAACCAGACUUCAAUUUUUCUGCAGGGGAGAAGACUGCCUUGAAGUCUCCCUUCAUCUUUUCAGCCCCUUUUCAACCAUCACCUCUUCCUUCUGGGACUCUUUUCAAGGAAGCAAUAGUGCCCCCUCAUAUCUCUGUAUCAGGGGCAAAGAGUAAGAGAAUACAACAGAAGCCAAUGUCCUCAGGGGCUGUUGUCAGCUCCAUGCCAUACUCGGUUCUUGUCCAGAAGCUCAUGUUACCUCAUGGUGAUGAAGAACCAACCAGUAAAGCAAUUCACAGUCGCAUGCUGGAGGUCCAGCUGCUCCAUACUACCAUCAGCAAUCAACAUGGUUCACCUUCAGCUUGCCCUAUGCAAGGAGCAGAUAUCCUUCAUGCUCUACAGGAAGUCCUGAAAGAUCUAAUUGAAUCUGCAAAAGUGGAUUUGGACAGAGAAGUGUUACUGGCUUUGAAAGUGGAAAUGGAGAUCUGGAGACUUUGUGUGGCUCUUUGGGGGAAAAGUGAUAUCUUUGGAUGGAAUGAGAGGAAAGGAAGCCAUGCCAAUGAAAUGGCAAGGAGAGAGGCUGUGAGCCAAUGGUUGAAGGAGGUUAAUAAAAAUGCAUCUGCAACAGCUUUGCAAAAGAUUGGAAAAGAUAUGCCCACUCAAAUGAGAGCUCUCAGAGAGUUUUUAGUGCAUCUUUGUAACAAUGACUCUGUCGAAGCUUUCAAGGCUGCCAAGCAAGCAGGAGUGCCAGAAUUGGGGAAGUUGAUGGGAAGGAAUGGGAUGGAUGGAAGUGUUAGAGAUGCUGCCCUUCAUCAGUUGAGUUUGUGGCUCAACAAUAGAAGAGAUACAGAUGUGACAUUAGUUCAGGUCCAUUCUCUCAUGGCUGGAAUUCCUACCUGGGUUACUUCUUCUCAACAAGUUAUGAAUGUAUGUGAUGGGCUCACAUGGAGACAAUGUUUUUCCCUCCAUCUCUGGUAUAUGAAUCCAGGAGGAACUCUGCCUGAGACUGUGAAAAUGUUUGAUGAUGGGUAUUCAGGAAGGAGCCGCCAUGGCAUCUACAUGGAACCUCCAUACCCUCAUUAUCAUGAUGAAAUUGGGAGGGAGAUAUUUGAUAUGGCAUAUCACCUUCUCAAACUGUAUGCUGACAAAUCUCAUCGUUUGGAACUGCUCCUUGACCCCAAUACUCUUUAUCCAAAUCUGCUUGAUCACAGAAUGAGUUGGCUGUUGUGGGCUGCUCUGGAAAGCCAAGGCUAUCAUCAUCUUUCAGAGACAAGCACGUAUAAUCUGAUUGUUUCAUAUGCAAAUGAGCUAGAGACUUUGGGCCUGUGGGAGUGGGCUGUGUUCAUCCUCAUGCAUAUCCCUCAUACUGGCCGGAGAAAGCAAGUCAUUCAGCAGCUCCUUGAUAGGAAUGUGAGCAUUGAAGACACUAAUGAAGAUGCCCAUCGGGAAGGCUUCCUGAUUUCCCAACUUCAAAUCCCAAGAGACUGGGUAUAUGCUGCAAAGGCUUGCAAAGCUCAUGCACUCCAGAGGUGGAAAGAGGAAGCUGUCUACCUGCUACAAGGAGGUCAGUUGAACCGAAGUCAUGAGCUUAUUGUGCAUCACAUAGCACCAAAAGCCAUCCUUGAAGGUGAUGAAGCAGGACUGAAGGCUUUACUCACUGAGUUGCGUGAUCAUGAGAAAGCAAGAGAAAUCUCAGAUUGGGACAUUGGUGGUCAGCUCAUUCUUGAUUUCAUCAACUUGACACAUGAGCUUCAGGAUGCUCUUGUAGUGACUAGCCCAGGGAAAGUGAAGGAAUUGCAACCUGUGCUAACAUCUGUCUCAGCUCGACUCUUGCGAUUUCCUCCCAUCUCUCCAUUGAACAGGGAGUGCAAAGCUAGGAUGGCAUCAGUGCUGACAGGUCUAGUCCAGGAUGUUUUAGCUUCAGAGAAUCCCAGAACAUCUCAUUCAGCAUAUUCUCCUUUCUCUUUGAGUCAAGAAUUUCCCCAGACAGCAGAAGACCAUACCGGUUCUGGCUUCCUCCUACAGCUCAAUUCCCAGUUGAUGAUGUGUGACUCAGAAGCUGUCAGCUAACAUUUCCUUUUCUCCAAUCCUUUUUCCCUGUUUUUUCUGCUGCCACCAUUUCAUGCAGAGUGCUUCCCAAAA
Darwinula stevensoni is the source of this 5412-nucleotide messenger RNA. The record is from the annotation of a GenBank genome assembly. Lineage: Eukaryota; Metazoa; Arthropoda; Ostracoda; Podocopida; Darwinulidae.